AUGCCAUGGAUGAGAUACAUGGAUUACCCAGAAGGGGAAAUGGCCGACGAGUACGUCCCUCAAAGCCAAUUGAAACUGAUACCAGAUUCGCUCGAGCGACUGAAGAGAUAUCAUGUGUUCCAUUACGAGAUCAAGAAUGUACCAAAGAAACUGCUCGAUGCUGCCCCAAUCGGAGUCGAUUUCAAGGUCACCCUCCGCGAUCCCUUCACUGCAGUGCAGAAAAAUAAUAAUUACAACCUGCUCUUUAUUGAACCUGCAGUUCUGGAGAAAGCUCUGACUCGUAAGCUGUUUAUCACGAACAAACCUUCCGAAACUUUUAUCGACGGACGAAAAAUUACAAUCGAUUGGGACAGCAACAUCAUCGAGUAUUUUCAAUUUUCUAAAGUUACCGUUUCUGACGAUGUUGUUACAUUCUAUGGAAAAAAGUCUUCGCGCGGCACCAUUGGCCAGUUCUUCCGAUACGACGGCAAGGAAAUGUUCAAACAACUCGUCGAAGCUAGCAAGUAUCUGUCGAAAGAGUGCCUCGAUAAAAAGGGCAAGAAGAAAAUCAAGAAUCGUCUCAAGGCUUACUUCGCCUUCAAAGUCGUCGAUGGAAGAAUUCGCGUUUUCGACUAUCAAACCGACGAAAACAUCACUAAUGACCCUGUCUGUUUCAAGAAGAUUUUGAAGCGAUAUCUUAGCAAAUAA
This is a messenger RNA of Oikopleura dioica, 687 nucleotides long. The record is from the annotation of a GenBank genome assembly. NCBI's taxonomy places the organism in Eukaryota, Metazoa, Chordata, Appendicularia, Copelata, Oikopleuridae.